UGGCGCGAUGAGCUCGAGCUCUUUGGGCCUUGGCAUUGGCAUGUGUCUCGUCGGGACCACCGUCUCCAACCUCGGACUCAACAUUCAAAAAUACUCGUUUCUGCACCAGGUGCGUCUCCCCGAGACGCAGCGGCGGCCGUACACCACGCAGUGGCGCUGGUGGCUCGGCUUCGCGUGCGUCGGGCUCGGGUCGAUCGCGGACUUUGCCGCACUGACGUUUGCGGCCCAGAGCGUGAUCACGCCGAUUGGUGCCUUUACGCUCGUGGCCAACCUCUGCUUUGCGCACUACUGGCUCAAGGAGCCGCUUUGCCGCACCGACGUCGCGGGAACGGGCCUCAUCGUGCUCGGCGCGACGACGGUGGCCAUUUUUGGGUCGCACGAGAGCCCCGAGUACUCGCUCGACGAGCUCAUUGCGCUCUACAUGCGCGGAAGCAUGGCCGUGUACGCGAUCGCGAUCCUCGGCCUCGUCGUCUUCUUCCACGUGGUGCUAAUGCGCAGCGAGCAAGUGCUGCGCAAGUGCGGAAAGGCGUCGCCCGAGUACCGCGCGCUCGAGAAGCUCCACCCGCUCUCGUACGCUGGCUUUGCAGGCAUUGUCGGCGCGCAGUCAGUCAUGUUUGCCAAAAGCUCGGGCGAGCUCAUCCAGCUCUCGCUCCAAGGCCGCAACCAGUUCAAUCGAGUCCUCACGUAUGUGAUCCUCGCGGGCUUGGUCCUAACGAUUAGCGUCCAAACGCACAUGCUCGCGCUGGGGCUCAAGCACUUUGAUGCGCUCUACAUGGUGCCCGUCUUCACCUGCUUCUUCAUUUCGUUCUCGGUCCUCGGUGGCGCCGUGUACUUUGACGAAUUCCAAGCCUUUACGCUCUACCAGUCUAUCUGCUUCCCGCUCGGCGUCGCCAUCACCGUCGGCGGCGUCAUUCUCCUCUCGCGGCGUGAGAUGCGGCUGAGCGAGACGACGCUCGAUGGCACGGCGUCGCCGGGCACCGAGAGCCAAGAUUUUGCCCUCACCACAACACCGACCUUCACGCGGCGCGUCGAUAUCUCGAUGUCCGACCAUGAGACCAACACGUCCAACCUCUUCAUCGGCAUUGGCAUCUGCUUGAUCGGGUCGACGAUCUCGAACCUCGGGCUCAACAUCCAAAAGUACUCGUUCAUCAUGCAGGCGCACCUGCCCGACCACGAGCGCAAGCCGUACAACACGCAGUGGCGGUGGUGGCUCGGUUUCUUUGGCGUCGGCGUCGGGUCCAUCGCGGACUUUGCCGCGCUCACGUUUGCCGCGCAGAGUAUCAUCAUGCCGGUCGGCGCCUUUACGCUCGUCUGCAACAUCAUGUUUGCGCAUUUUUGGCUCAAGGAAAAGCUCACGCGCAACGAUCUCUGGGGCACCGUGUGGAUCGUCAUUGGCGCCGUCAUGGUCACGAUCUUUGGCUCGCACGAGAGCACCAACUACACGCUGCACGAGCUCCUGCGCUUGUACUACCGCUGGGACAUGCUCAUCUACCUCGUCUUCAUCAUUGGCGUCGGCGCGCUCUCAACCGAGUACAAGACGGUGCUCAAGACGCACCCGCUCGCGUACGCCGGCCUCGCGGGUGUCUUUGGCGCGCAGUCGGUCAUGUUUGCGAAAUCGACGGGUGAGCUCAUCAAGCAGUCGGCGUCCGGUGACAACCAGUUCAACAAGGGUCUGACCUACGUCAUUCUCGUCUGCCUCGUCUUGACCAUCGCCAUGCAGACGCACUUGCUCUCGCUGGGCCUCAAGUACUUUGACGCGCUCUACAUCGUACCCGUCUUCCAGUGCUUCUUCAUCACGUUCUCGGUGCUCGGCGGCGCGAUUUACUUUCAAGAGUUCAAGGACUACUCGGUCACGCAGUACAUUUGCUUCCCGCUCGGUGUCUUCAUCACGAUCUACGGCGUGUGGGUUCUCUCGUCCCGCGAGAUGCAGCACGACGCGGGUGCGCCGCCCGUGCCACCGGCGCCGCCGUCGUCGGCCGAGAGCAUCUGCCAUGCCGAGCUCCAGCCUAACAUGCCUGGCUCCAACAUGAUGCGCCGCAACUCGAGCAGCCACCGCGUUGUGAUGGAGCCCGAAUUUUGCCCCGUGUCCAACCCUGCGCAGCUCCUCGAGCGCUCGUCGUCGAUCGGCGGGCCCUUUUACGCCACGCAGAGCGUACUGAUGUCGGGUCGGUCCAGCACGGACUUUCAGGCGGUCGGCGACGAGACAGAGAUGGUCGCGAUGCAGACGCGGCCACUCUCCGAAUCGGCGGCGGCGGGCUCGGUGCACCACGCUUAG
Molecule: messenger RNA, 2275 nt
Organism: Saprolegnia parasitica CBS 223.65
Lineage: Eukaryota; Oomycota; Saprolegniomycetes; Saprolegniales; Saprolegniaceae
Exons: 16
Coding region: 8-2275 (755 amino acids)
Biological process (GO): magnesium ion transport
Cellular component (GO): membrane
Molecular function (GO): magnesium ion transmembrane transporter activity
Source: RefSeq, a predicted model, not a curated record